AUGGAGGAGCAAAUGCAGCAGUUCAUGCGGCAGUACGAGGCCAUUGAACGCAAGCCCAGGUCGUCUGACGACCCCGUGGACCUGCAGAAGUGGCGCAUCCUCAACCGCCUGCACGACCGCAACGAGACUCUGUAUUACCGGAUCCUGAUGGACAACAUAGAGGAGAUGUCGCGCAUUGUCUACACGCCCACGGUGGGCAUGGUGUGCCAGCGCUACGCCUCCCUCUUCCGCCGCCCCCGGGGCAUGUACUUCAGCGCCAAUGACCAGGGCGAGAUGGCCUCCAUGGUGCACAACUGGCCCUCCGACCAUGUGGAUAUCAUAGUGAUCACGGAUGGCAGCAGAGUGCUGGGAGUGGGCGACUGUGGCGUGCAGGCCGUGUCGGCGCCGGUGGGGAAGCUGGACAUGUACGUGGCUGCUGCUGGCAUCAACCCCAACCGGGUGCUGCCUGUCGUUUUCGAUGUGGGCACCAACAACAGCGAGCUCAUGAAGGACCCACUCUACCUGGGCCUGCGCCAUCCGCGCAUAGACGGGGAGGACUAUCUGGAGCUCAUAGACGAGUUCAUGGAGGCGGUUACCGCCCGCUGGCCUAAUGUUAUCGUCCAGUUCGAGGACAUGGAGCGCAAGUGGGCGCACGUGCUCAUGGACCGCUACAGGCACCAGUAUCGCACGUUCAAUGACGACAUCCAGGGCACGGGGGGGCUGGCUGUGGCGGCGGUGACCAACGUGCUCAGGGCGCAGGAGCUGCCUCCUAGUGAACUGGCGAAUUGCAAAAUGGUUGUGACCGGCGCAGGCAGUGCCGUGCAGGGCAUGCUGACAGCACUUCAAAAGGCGAUGGUGGCGCAUUUGGGAGAGAGCAAGCACAGCUACCUGCAGGCUGCUCGCAACUUCUGGAUCGUGGAUAACAAGGUGCGUGGGAGUGAGAUGCGGUGGAAUGCGGGCCUUAUGACGGAAGCCAGGGGCGCAGUACCCAACCAGCUGCGGCCCUUCCUGAGGCCGGCAGCAGAGGCGUGGGAGGAGGGGGGGCUGCAGGAGGGCGCCCAUUUAGCCGCGGUGAUCAAGGCAGUGCAGCCGCACGUGCUGUUUGGGCUGUCGGGCAAGCACCACCUGGGCGCAGUACCCAACCAGCUGCGGCCCUUCCUGAGGCCGGAAGCAGAAGCACGGGAGGAGGGCGGGCUGCAGGAGGGGGCGCACCUGGCAGCGGUGAUCAAGGCGGUGCAGCCGCACGUGCUGUUUGGGCUGUCGGGCAAGCACCACCUGUUUGACAAGGAUGUGCUGCGAGCUGUGAAGAACAGUGGCGUGCCCCGCCCUGCCAUCCUGCCCCUCUCCUGCCCUGCCAACCACUCUGUGCUGUUUGGGCUGUCGGGCAAGCACCACCUGUUUGACAAGGGCGUGCUGCGGCCUGCUAUCCGGCCUCUCUCCUGCCCUGCCAGCCACUCGGAGUGCACGGCACAGCAGGCGUUUGAAGCAGUGGGUCCCAACGCCCUCUUCCUCUCCGGAGUCAGCUACCCCUCAGUGCGCUUCCCUUCUAUUGCCACAGACUUGGCUAAUCCACCUUUGGCCUUCAUGUCGUCUCCCCUUCACACGCACCUUCUCCGAACCUGCGACCCACAAACGUCUCCCUCCUAA
Molecule: messenger RNA, 1626 nt
Organism: Closterium sp. NIES-65
Lineage: Eukaryota; Viridiplantae; Streptophyta; Zygnematophyceae; Desmidiales; Closteriaceae
Source: the annotation of a GenBank genome assembly